This is a messenger RNA of Phycodurus eques (leafy seadragon), 525 nucleotides long. RefSeq names its product LSM5 homolog, U6 small nuclear RNA and mRNA degradation associated (gene lsm5). NCBI's taxonomy places the organism in Eukaryota, Metazoa, Chordata, Actinopteri, Syngnathiformes, Syngnathidae. Gene Ontology annotation, cellular component: Lsm1-7-Pat1 complex; U6 snRNP; U4/U6 x U5 tri-snRNP complex. The record is from RefSeq and is a predicted model, not a curated record. Gene Ontology annotation, molecular function: RNA binding. Bases 107 to 382 code for a protein of 91 amino acids. The transcript is spliced from 5 exons. Gene Ontology annotation, biological process: mRNA splicing, via spliceosome.
GUUGAUUCAUUCUGCAGACGAUCUUUGGGCAAUCCGUGCUCGACUGCUUUGUUCUGGUUUCCGCCUUCUUUGCCCGACUGCUUCUGUCUGAGUGCUUUCAUCCAACAUGGCGGCAACUCAAGCUACGAAUCCUUCACAGUUGCUCCCGUUGGAGCUUGUGGACAAGUGCAUCGGUUCUCGCAUCCACAUCGUCAUGAAGACGGACAAAGAAAUCGUCGGCACUCUGCUGGGCUUCGAUGACUUUGUCAACAUGGUCCUGGAGGAUGUGACUGAGUUUGAAAUAACACCAGAGGGUCGUAGGAUAACCAAGCUGGACCAGAUCCUGCUCAAUGGCAACAACAUCACCAUGCUCAUCCCAGGUGGAGAAGGCCCGGAAGUCUGAGACUUUUCUGUGUCUGUUUACGACGAGACUUUUGGAGGAGUUCUGUUUUAUUUUUAAGUUUGUUGUUGAUUCUUCCUGCUCUUUAAGCGGAAGGCAUUUUUUGUAAGAAAUGUUUGUUUUGGAAAUAAAAAAUAAAAAACCAA